Molecule: messenger RNA, 3574 nt
Organism: Stegostoma tigrinum
Lineage: Eukaryota; Metazoa; Chordata; Chondrichthyes; Orectolobiformes; Stegostomatidae
Product: potassium voltage-gated channel subfamily C member 1-like
Exons: 4
Coding region: 74-1993 (639 amino acids)
Biological process (GO): potassium ion transmembrane transport; protein homooligomerization
Cellular component (GO): neuronal cell body membrane; axon; dendrite membrane
Molecular function (GO): delayed rectifier potassium channel activity; protein binding
Source: RefSeq, a predicted model, not a curated record
CCACCGCAGGCUGAGAGACAGAGAGGGGGGCCAGCGGGACGGGAGGCCGCCUGGUCGCUGUCCGCGGUGCUGAAUGAUCAGCUCGGUGCAGGUCUCCAGCUCCCGCGGCAGCAGCCCAGGAAAGCGACCUCCCUCCGCGACAUGUCUGAUCGAGGAGAUGGGCAAGGGCGACGACAACGAUCGCAUCGUGAUCAACGUGGGAGGGACGAGGCACGAAACGUACCGGAGCACUUUGAAGACGCUGCCCGGCACCCGGCUGGCUUGGCUUACCGAGCCCGGCGCCUUUGCCAACUUCGACUACGACCCGAAGGCGGAUGAGUUCUUCUUCGACCGCCACCCGGGGGUGUUCGCCCACAUCCUCAAUUACUACCGCACGGGCAAGCUGCACUGCCCGGCCGAUGUGUGCGGGCCCCUGUACGAGGAGGAGAUCGCCUUCUGGGGCAUCGAUGAGACGGACGUGGAGCCGUGCUGUUGGAUGACUUACCGGCAGCACCGGGACGCCGAGGAGGCGCUCGACAGCUUCGAGGCCCCCGACCUCAACAGCGGCGACGGCGAAGGCGGCGGCGAGGGGGUCGGGGACUCGGAGGACGAGCUGGACACCAAGCGCCUCGCCCUGGGAGAUUGCUCCCCCGAGGCCGGGGCGAAGGCCAGCUGGUGGAGGAAGUGGCAGCGCCGCAUCUGGGCUCUCUUUGAAGACCCUUACUCCUCGAAAUAUGCACGGUACUGUGCUUUCGCUUCACUUUUCUUCAUUCUGGUAUCAAUCAGCACAUUCUGCCUUGAGACCCAUGAGGCAUUUAAUCCAAUCGUUAACAGAACAGAGAUUGUAAAGAAUGGAAAUGAAACCCGGACUGAAGUUAUUCAGGAAACGGAAACAGAAGCCUUCUUAAUGUACAUCGAAGGAGUCUGUGUGGUAUGGUUUACCUUUGAAUUUCUCAUGAGGAUCACGUUUUGUCCCAACAAGGUGGAGUUUAUCAAGAAUUCUCUCAAUAUCAUAGACUUUGUGGCUAUUCUUCCCUUUUAUCUGGAGGUAGGACUCAGUGCUUUGUCUUCCAAAGCUGCUAAGGACGUUCUGGGAUUCUUGCGAGUGGUCCGCUUUGUCCGAAUCCUGCGAAUCUUCAAGCUGACUCGCCAUUUUGUGGGACUGAGAGUUUUAGGACACACUUUGCGUGCAAGCACCAAUGAAUUCCUGCUGCUCAUCAUCUUCUUGGCACUUGGCGUCCUGAUAUUCGCCACCAUGAUCUACUAUGCUGAGAGGAUAGGUGCUAGUCCCCACGACCUGAGAGCUGAUCGACACACACACUUCAAAAAUAUUCCGAUUGGAUUCUGGUGGGCCGUGGUAACCAUGACUACACUUGGCUAUGGAGACAUGUUUCCUCAGACAUGGUCGGGCAUGUUGGUAGGAGCCCUCUGUGCUCUUUCGGGCGUGCUGACCAUUGCUAUGCCAGUCCCUGUCAUUGUCAAUAAUUUUGGAAUGUAUUACUCCUUAGCGAUGGCCAAACAAAAAUUACCAAAGAAGAAAAAGAAGCAUAUACCGAGACCGCCCCAGCUGGGAUCCCCCAAUUAUUGUAAAUCUGGUGUAAACUCUCCACAUCACAGUACACAGAGUGACACAUGCCCACUCGCUCAGGAAGAGAUUUUAGAAAUAAACAGAGCAGAUUUUAAACAGAACGGUGAUGCAGCAAAUGCAGCAUUGGCAAACGAAGAUUGUCCUCAUAUUGACCAGGCAAUGACGCCUGAGGAUCACCUCCCCUUCACUCGUUCUAACACCAGGGAGAGGAAUGCCAGAGACGGACCCUGCUUCCUCUUAUCAACCGGGGAAUUUGCAUGUCCACCCGAUGGAGGAAUAAGAAAGGGUUUUGAAAACUCAAGGAGCCUAAACAACAGAGCUGGCAUGAGCAGAAAUAUACUAAAAUUGUCUUCAGUGUCUUCUUCGCUCUACAGCUCUCCUUGUCCAUUGAGGCAUUCUCCGUCUCCCAUACCAUCCAUUUUAUAGCAUGGAUUAGUAACUGAGAAUGGUCCAAAGCUUUAGUCCUACAGCCUAUACUGUCUUGCAUAAAACCAGGUAAUAAGUCUGAAGAUCGCAUGUCUCUGGGUAGCACCUUGCUUCUGGUGGUUCUACUGUUGACGUUAGGUGGAACGAACCAUGGUAGUUUCUAAAUGACAUUAUGCAGGGACACAGAGGCACCGGUGGUCCAUUUGCUGCAUGUGUUUGGUGCAUAGUUGAAGGUUAUGCAGCCACAUGCAGUUCCCAAUAAUUGUUGGUGCAGCCCAAAUGCUAUGGGUGCUUAGCUUUCCAAUUAUGAAUUUACUGGCUUUUUGGGAAUGGGUAAACUUUAUGUCUGCUGCUGCACCUGGUCAACGUUUGAAGAUUUCUUUCUCAGGAUCUUUUGAGCCAUUGGACCCUGAAGGAGUUCAGGCAAACAUGCAGUUUGAGCCAUUGCAUGGAAGCCAAACCGGUUGCAAGCAAUACUUUGUAGAGGUACCAAUUAGUCCGGGUGCAUGCAAAGGUCUUUAGAAGAAAGACACUGCCGCCUCUGCAUGUAGCUAUCAUUUUAUUUAACAGAAACAAAAUGCCACAUAUAUGUUGGAGGGCAGGGGAAGGAAGCUCAAGUAUUCACUGUAUUCUUUGCAUGCAGAUUUCUGCAAAGGCAGCCCUGUCAUUGCUAAAUAUAUGCAAGCAGGGGCAGUCAGAGUAACUUAAUGUGCUGGGACAGAAUUGGACGCUCUGUGGGCAAUUAUCUGCCCAAUGGGAACAUUUCAAGAGAAGACGACCAACCCCUUUAGGAGAAGCAAAACUACUCCAAGCCAAACAGAUUUCUAAGGACCACUGUAUGUUACAGAUUUGACCCAGAGUUGUUGGAUGUUUCUACAACAGAUUGUUUCUGGAAAAAAAACUGUAGAAGAUUUGUAAUUAUUUGCCAGCAUGAACUGCAUGUUAUAAAAACUGUAAUUCUAUUAUUAACCUUUAAAUCAGAAGUUCUGUUUUAUUCAAACUCUUUUAAUUUUACAUAACUCUGAUGUAACCAUAAUGUAAAAGAAUUAUAAUUAACUACAUUAUUUGCGAUGAAUUGCUUUUUUUGUACAAUCCAUGAAUCAGUGCAAGAUUAGAGAAAAAUAUAUGUACAUGGCGAUCGGUCAUAUUGACCAUUCCUCUAUGCUUCAGAGCUACAUCGGAUACAAGCCUUUAAAAUUAUGUAUUCAGAAAGCACUUUUGCCCCUGUCUCUGAUUAGGUUGGCAUGCUAGUGAUCUUGUAUUUUCUGGACAUGUGUAUCUCCAUGGAUAUUAACUAUUCAUCCAGAUGGUCUUGGCCUCUUUCCAUUUACUACUGUAUAUUUCAGACUUACAGACUCUCAAUUAGCAAGUGUGCAUUCCAUUGAACAGUAUCAAUUUAUCCGUGUCAGUUUGCUGUGGCAGGACUGCCAGCUCGAGUCAGCGAAUAACUUCACUCCAAUUUGGACUCCUAAAGUUGGAAUCAAUACUUCAGCACUGUAUGCAAUUUAGUUCUGAAUACGUGCAUGCACAAUAUGAUAUGCAAAAAAAGUCUAGCAUGAAAUAAAUUUUGUAUUAACUUAU